AUGAUGGCGGCGGCGGCGGCGCGGCGGGGCCGGCUGGGCCGGGAGGGCCGCGCCAGCCUCGGCUCCUUCCUGCUCGGCGCCUCGGUGGCGGCGCUGCCGCUGCUGCUCGGCUCGUCCCCCGCCCUACUGGCUGCCCCUGGCCUCCGCGGCCGCCUGGCACUCGCUUUGCACGUGGCCGGCGUGAACGCGGCGCUGCUGCUGCUCUACCCGCGGCCGCUCUACAAGAUCGCCAUCCGGGCCUGUUUCCUGGGCUUUGCCUUCGGCUGCGGGGUGCUGCUGAGCGCCGGCCGCUCCGCCUGGCGCCACUUCGGAUGGUACAUGUGCUCCCUCUCCCUCUUCCACUACUCGGAGUACCUGGUGACAGCCAUCAACAACCCACGCAGCCUCUCACUGGACUCCUUCCUGCUCAACCACAGCUUCGAGUACAAUCUGGCUGCCCUGUCCUCCUGGGUGGAGUUCACGCUAGAGAAGCUCCUCUUCCCAGAGCUGAAGCAGAUCACCUGGCUGAGCACCGUGGGGCUGGCUGAUGGUGAUCUUCGGGACUGCCUGAGGAAGGCAGCCAUGCUCACAGCCGGCUCCAACUUCAAUCACAUCGUGCAGAACGAGAAAUCUGACACCAACACCCUGGUGACCAGUGGGUACGGGUGGUUGGCACCGUCCUACGUGGGAUGGUUUUACUGGAGCAUUGGAACACAGGUGUUGCUCUGCAAUCCCAUCUGUGUGGUUGGCUAUGCACUGGCGUCCUGGCGCUUCUUCAGGGAGCGGAUCGAGGAGGAGGAGAUCACACUCAUUCACUUCUUUGGAGAAGAGUACCUGGAGUACAAAAGGAAGGUGCCAUCGGGUCUCCCUUUUAUUAAAGGAGUCAAAUUGGAACUGUAAUGCAGGUGAAAACCAGACUGGCUGAGCAACCGCCCGGCUCCUGCCGUGCCAGGUGCCUGCGUGGCAUCGGUGUUGGGAUGUGCCUGUUGGUAUUUCCCAGCCACCCAGAAGGAGCUGGUGGAGGGCUGUGGCACUGGGCAGCCUGCCGGGAUUCUUGCAGAUCAGAAGCUCGUUCCUCCUCCUCGAGAUCAGCCCUUCAUUGCACAUUCAGGGAUUUUCCAGAUAACUUAGCCUGUAGCGACCCUAAAGAGAAUGAAUUGUCCUGCCUGCAGCAACUGAAUUUUCCUGGAAUGCCUCUGGACCAAUUCUGCUGGAGAGCAGCACUGCCCUCUGGGCCCCGGGCAGAGGAGGAGCUGGGCAGCAGAUUGUUCCUGUUGCAUAAUUCAAUUUUAAAGCUUUCUGACCUCGUGAGCCCAGUGCUGCAGCUUUAAUCUCCUCGGGCCUGACUCCUUGAGCUGGCACUGGGGUGGCCAUGGGAGCAGCCUCCGGCUCUGCCCACCCUCAGAGCGCUGGCAGUGUGGCACCACUCGGCUCUCUCCAGGCCUUGGCGUCCGCAGGGAGAGAUCCAAGCACCUCUGAGCCUGCUCCUUCUCCCUCAGCUGCUGCUGUGGAUGCAGAGUCAUCGCUGCAGCCGCUGCCUCCUGCUGCCACUUCUGUUCCCUCCUCCCGCUUCCAAAUCACGCUGCUUCCUAUCCUGCCAGGCCACCUCUGUCCUGCAGAGAUCCCAGGAUUUUGGGUUGGGAAAGAACCACAGCUGCCAGGCUUGCUAAGGGCUUUAGCACCCGAGAUCCUCACCUGCUCUUUUGGGCAAAAGCCAGGAUGUCGGGGCAAGUAGGAGAUGCUCCUAGGGAAAUCUCCAACCAGGAGAAGAGUUGGGCUAGCUAACACUCUUUUAUAUGUGACCAUUUUGAAAUGGUUCCCACUGAGCUGUGUGGCAUAACUUAUUCUGUCGUUAUAUACCAAAGAGGUUCACUGUUUCCUUGAGUUCUGCAUUAUUCUUCCUCGCUGGAAUGGAAAUGAGUUGCUUGUCAGUUCACGCCUGGGGCUUGUGGUGUUCCGUGGGGAAGGCGCUGCGGUAUGGCUCAGGAAGGGGCACUGGUGGGAAUGGCUUGGGUUUGGGCUUGGGUUUUCUUUUUUUAUAAAAAAAAAACAAGAGAAAACA
Messenger RNA from Chiroxiphia lanceolata (lance-tailed manakin), 2041 nucleotides. RefSeq names its product isoprenylcysteine carboxyl methyltransferase (gene ICMT). Gene Ontology annotation, biological process: C-terminal protein methylation. NCBI's taxonomy places the organism in Eukaryota, Metazoa, Chordata, Aves, Passeriformes, Pipridae. The record is from RefSeq and is a predicted model, not a curated record. Gene Ontology annotation, cellular component: endoplasmic reticulum; membrane. Gene Ontology annotation, molecular function: protein C-terminal S-isoprenylcysteine carboxyl O-methyltransferase activity.